GCUUAACUAACCAUCAAGAAUCCAAGCUCGAUCAAUGGCGGCCACCAUGCGUGGUGGCAACGUAGCACUCGCGAUCAUCUUCCUGUGCUUCACCUGUAGCAACAAUGUCUUCCUCCUCCGUUCGUCGUCGGCGUCGUCCCCCAUCGACGACUUCCUCCGGUGCCUCUCCGGCAAGAUUCCCGCGGAGCAAGUGUUCACGCAGAGCUCGAGCGGGUUCAUGGCGGAGCUCACCUCGUCCGUGCAGAACCCCAGGUUCGUGACGAACGCCACGGUGCGGCCCGCCUGCAUCGUGGCGGCGUCCGACGCGUCCCACGUCCAGGCCGCCGUGCGGUGCGGCCACCGGAGCGGCGUCCGCCUCCGCGUGCGCAGCGGCGGGCACGACUACGAGGGCCUCUCGUACCGCGCCGUGCGCGCCGAGACGUUCGCCGUGCUCGACCUCGCCGGGCUCCGCGCCGUGCGCGUCCGCGCCGGCGACGCUACGGCGUGGGUGGACUCCGGCGCCACGCUCGGGGAGCUCUACUACGCCGUCGGGACGGCCAACCCCGGGUUCGCGUUCCCCGGCGGGGCCUGCUCGACGGUCGGCGUCGGCGGCUACCUCAGCGGCGGCGGGAUCGGGCUCAUGAUGCGCAAGUUCGGGAUCGGCGCCGACAACGUGCUCGACGCCAUGAUCGUGAACGCCGACGGCGAGCUCCUCGACAGGGGACGCAUGGGGGAGGACCUCUUCUGGGCGAUCCGCGGCGGCGGCGGCGAGAGCUUCGGGGUGGUGGUGUCGUGGCGGCUGAAGCUCUCGAUGGUCCCGCCCACGGUGGCGGUGUUCACCAUCGCCAAGACCGCCGGCGACGGCGGCGUCGGCGACGCCGCCGCCCUGCUCGCCAAGUGGGAGACACUCAUCCUCCAGCCGUUCCUCCCGGAUCUCACCAUCCGCGUCGUCCUCCAGGGCCGGACGGCGCUGUUCCAGUGCCUCUACCUCGGCAGCGGCGGCUGCGCCCGCCUCGCCGCCACCAUGCGCGCCUACUUCCCGGAGCUCGGCAUGACAGCCUCCGACUGCCACGACCUCACCUGGCUCCGCGCCAUGGCGUUCAUCAGCCUGGGCGCAGCCGACGCGCCGCCGGAGGGCAUGCUCCGCCGCACCAACAACCUCGGCACCUACGUCAAGAGCAAGUCCGACUACGUCCGCCGCCCCAUGGGCGCCGCCGCGUGGUCCGCCCUCUUCGCGGACCACCUCGCCAGCAACAACGCCGGCGUCCUCAUCCUCGAGCCCCACGGCGGCGUGGUCGGCGCCGUGAUCCCUGACAUGGCCACGCCCUACCCGCACCGCGCCGGCGUGCUGUACAACAUCCAGUACGGCGUGUUCUGGUGGGGCGACGACGAGGGGGAGAGCUCAGCGGCGGCGAGGCGGUGGCUGGACGCGCUGUACGCGGCGAUGGAGGCGGCGGUGAGCGGCAACCCCAGGGAGGCGUUCGUGAACUACCGUGACCUUGACAUCGGCGAGAACGCGGUGGUCGGCGGCGUGACGGAGUACGAGAGCGCGAGGAGGUGGGGGGAGAGAUAUUUCAUGGGGAAUUUCCGGCGGCUGGCGGCGGUGAAGGGGAGGGUGGAUCCCGGCGACUACUUCCGCAACGAGCAGAGCAUCCCGCCACUUCUCCAGCCCUAUUAGGCUUAGUAGCCUUUUUAUUUGUUUGCACAGUGCACGUGUGCAUUGCACUGC
Molecule: messenger RNA, 1708 nt
Organism: Oryza sativa Japonica Group (Japanese rice)
Lineage: Eukaryota; Viridiplantae; Streptophyta; Magnoliopsida; Poales; Poaceae
Product: berberine bridge enzyme-like Cyn d 4
Molecular function (GO): oxidoreductase activity; FAD binding
Source: RefSeq, a predicted model, not a curated record